AUGAAAAGAUUGGUCUUAUUGAGGCUGACAGGUGAAAGGAAUACAUCAAAUGGGGCAGCAGAUGAGCAGCAUGACGACGAUGAGGAUGAGUUGCGGACUUUCAACUUUGAAAUCAUUGCUGCUGCUGCAACUAAUUAUUUCGCAACCGCAAACAAGAUUGGAGAAGGAGGUUUCGCACCUGUUUACAAGGCAAGCAAUGUCUUGCCUGAUGAUGACAUGAACCCAAAGAUAUCAGAUUUCGGGAUGGCUACGAUAUUGGGUCUCAGAAUCAGAAGCAAACACAGGGUUGGCUACAUGUCUCCGGAGUACGCACUGCAUGGUGUUGUCUCUACUAAAACCAAUGUGUUCAGCUUUGGCAUUUUGCUUCUGGAAAUUGUGAGUGGCAAGAAAAACAAUGGUUUCUAUGACCCUGACGAAAAACUGUCCACCCUCGCUGGAUAUACAGGUCUGUUGUGCGUUCAAGAUCAGGCCACAGAUAGACCUGCCAUGUCUGAAGUUGUGGCCUUGCUGUCCAAUGAGACACGGGUACUGGCACACCCAAAGCAACCAUCGUUUUGUGCCGGUGAAGUAGCAGAAGAGCUUGCCAAAGUGGAAAUCGAA
Molecule: messenger RNA, 600 nt
Organism: Linum tenue
Lineage: Eukaryota; Viridiplantae; Streptophyta; Magnoliopsida; Malpighiales; Linaceae
Source: the annotation of a GenBank genome assembly